AUGGAGAACAGAGUAGAGAAAGGAGCAGAGGACGUCUAUUACACUUUCAACUUGGUAAUUCGACGUGAUCCGAAGACCAAUAAUUUCAAAGCAGUUCUUGCUACUAUGCGACAGCUACUAAAUACCGAAUGUGUAGUACCGGAUUGGUUGACUGACGUUGUACUGGGAUAUGGCGAACCCGACUCGGCUCAUUACUCAAAAAUGAACAACGUGGUGCCAACCAUGGACUUCAAUGACACGUUUUUGUCGUUUGAACACCUGAAGGAAUCAUUCCCUGAUUAUCAGAUUGUAGCGAAAGCUGAGGAAGAAAAGAUGAUACCGCCGUUUCAGUUGACCUUCAAAGACCUUAUCCGUGGAGGAGAAGCAGAGGAUGAAAAAGUGAUUGAAGUGACACCUUUGGUGCGAGAAUCGCGAACACCUUAUCCUAUAUUUCCCAAUAAAAACAAAGUGAAAUUCACUCCUGCACAGAUAGAGGCGAUAAAAGCUGGUAUGCAGCCAGGUUUGACAAUGGUUGUGGGUCCUCCUGGUACGGGUAAGACUGACGUAGCAGUUCAAAUUAUUGCCAACAUCUACCAUAAUUGGCCGCAACAACGCACGCUGAUCGUUACACAUUCCAAUCAAGCAUUGAAUCAGCUUUUCGAGAAGAUCAUCGAUUUGGAUGUUGACGAGAGGCAUCUGCUGCGUAUGGGUCAUGGAGAAGAGGGCCUUGAGACGGAAAAGGACUUUUCUCGUUAUGGUCGUGUGAAUCAUGUACUCAAAGAACGGCUAAGGUUGUUGUCUGAGGUAGAAAGACUGCAAAAAGCUAUGAAUGUUUAUGGUGAUGUGUCGUAUACUUGCGAAAAUGCUGGCCAUUUCUUCCGCUUUACGGUUUGCCGCGCUUGGGAUGAUUUCAUCGAACAGUGUAGCAUAGAAAAGGACGGAAUCGUAGCCGAGACGUUCCCGUUCACUGGAUACUUUUCUGAUAUUGAUCCACUUUUUAGUGGUUCCUAUGCCGCUGAUAUGGAAACAGCGCGCUGUUGUUGGCGGCACAUAAAUCACAUCUUCGAGCAGCUUGAAGAGUUCCGUGCUUUUGAGCUGUUGAGAAACGGACGAGACCGAACUGAAUAUCUAUUGGUGAAAGAGGCAAAAAUCAUUGCUAUGACAUGUACACAUGCGGCUUUGCGAAGAAAUGAACUGGUACAAUUAGGUUUCCGUUAUGACAACAUUCUUAUGGAAGAAGCCGCGCAGAUAUUGGAAGUAGAGACCUUUAUUCCACUUCUGCUACAGAAUCCACAAGAUGGGAGAAAUCGCCUGAAGAGAUGGUGCAUGAUUGGAGAUCACCAUCAGUUGCCUCCUGUUGUUCAAAAUCAAGCUUUCCAAAAAUAUUCCAAUAUGGAGCAGUCGCUGUUUGCUAGAUUUGUGCGGUUGGGUGUGCCGAAUAUCCAGCUAGAUAGGCAGGGAAGAGCUCGCUCAGAAUCCAAGCUGACGUAUCUCAUUCCAGAAUCGCAGCAUUGUACAGCUGGCGGUAUAAGGAACUUGGUAAUCUCCCUCACGUUGAAGCUUUACCACAGUUUCAGAAUCGCUGCAUUGUACAGCUGGCGGUAUAAGGAACUUGGUAACCUCCCCCACGUCGAGGCUUUGCCCCAAUUUCAGGCAGCAAAUGCAGGCUUCGCCUUCAAUUAUCAACUCAUUGAUGUGCCAGAUUUCAACGGGCAAGGAGAAUCGCAACCAAGUCCGUACUAUUAUCAGAAUCUGGGUGAAGCUGAAUAUGCUGUUGCUUUGUUCACUUACAUGCGGAUCAUUGGGUAUCCUGCUGAUAAAAUUUCUAUCAUAACCACCUAUAACGGUCAAGCACAGCUUAUUCGUGACGUGGUGGCACGAAGAUGUGCAAAUAAUCCGCUUAUAGGCGUUCCAGCAAAGAUCUCAACUGUUGACAAAUAUCAAGGCCAGCAGAAUGAUUAUAUCAUCCUUUCACUGGUACGAACAUACAACAUUGGACAUAUCAGGGAUGUUCGACGUCUGGUAGUAGCUCUUUCUCGUGCACGUCUCGGUCUGUAUGUUCUCUGCCGAGCUAAUCUCUUCAGAAAUUGCUUCGAACUUACGCCGGCUUUCAAUAUUCUAUGCCAACGACCACCAAAGCUACUGAUUAUCCCAAGCGAGCCGUAUCCUACCCAAAGAAAGUGCGGAGAACGUGCAGAGGGUGAACCGCUCUCGAUUGAAAAUACGGUACAUAUGUCUACAUUUGUACAUGACUUCUACAUGAGCAACAUGGAAACAAUGCGCGCUAAUUACGAAAGAGCCAUGGAAUUGUACAAGCAGCAAAUGAAGAUAAACCUCCCACAGCCUGAAGAACCGGAAGAACCUGUGAUUUCCGAAGCUGAGCGAAAGAAGGAAGAGGAAAAAGCAAAGGAAGAAAAGGAACAAGAGCAGCAGCAAGAAAGUGCCAUCGCAUUUGAAAGCAUGGACUUCGAGAAAUUAGAAGAAGUCCCGAAAAUCUGA
This is a messenger RNA of Cylicostephanus goldi, 2478 nucleotides long. NCBI's taxonomy places the organism in Eukaryota, Metazoa, Nematoda, Chromadorea, Rhabditida, Strongylidae. The record is from the annotation of a GenBank genome assembly.